GUGACGCUAUUCUGUGUAACGGCCACAAACAGGAAGAAAACAGACAGUUCUUCCAAAGCAGAGGGAGGUUGGGCUAGCUUAGCAGCCUGUUUUACACUGGUACAGUAAUGAAACGGCCUUGAGAGGCAGGAAUAAACUGGUGUUUUAUCAUGCAGUAUCCGGAGUAGUGACUGUAUCCACCGAUACUCAGAAAAUAUAAUUCUCCUCGACUUUCCUCCGGUCCGAGUGUUUAAACAAGGUGUGAAUGAGUGACGUGGUGCCUCCCACAGCUCUCAGUGAAGUCCAGCUCCGCUUCCUCUGCCACGAUGACAUAGAGAAUGUCAAGCUGCUCUGUGGUGAUUGGUUCCCAAUCGAAUACCCAGACUCAUGGUAUCAGGACAUCACCUCCAACAAGAAGUUCUUCUCCCUCGCUGCCACCUUCAGAGGAGGCAUCGUGGGAAUGAUUGUGGCUGAGAUCAAAGGCCGGACCAAAGUACACAAAGAGGGUCCUACUGACUAUAUCCAGCACAUUGGUUCCACCCUGGCCAGCCUGAGCCCCUGCUCCAUCCCACAGAGAUUGUACCGACAGGCUCAGUCCCUGCUGCGCUCUCUGCUGCCCUGGUCCAACAUCGCCUCCAAGACUGGCAUACAGUACAGCAGAACAAUGUGACAUAACAUGGAGCACAAGUGUUCAGUUUUUCAUCAGUCUUCCCCUG
Lates calcarifer (barramundi perch) is the source of this 695-nucleotide messenger RNA. Its product is annotated as N-alpha-acetyltransferase 60-like. NCBI's taxonomy places the organism in Eukaryota, Metazoa, Chordata, Actinopteri, Centropomidae. Gene Ontology annotation, biological process: N-terminal peptidyl-methionine acetylation. Gene Ontology annotation, cellular component: Golgi membrane. Bases 245 to 649 code for a protein of 134 amino acids. The transcript has 5 exons. The record is from RefSeq and is a predicted model, not a curated record. Gene Ontology annotation, molecular function: protein-N-terminal amino-acid acetyltransferase activity; histone acetyltransferase activity.